Molecule: messenger RNA, 2335 nt
Organism: Panicum hallii
Lineage: Eukaryota; Viridiplantae; Streptophyta; Magnoliopsida; Poales; Poaceae
Product: transcription factor PHYTOCHROME INTERACTING FACTOR-LIKE 13-like
Exons: 9
Coding region: 475-1668 (397 amino acids)
Cellular component (GO): nucleus
Molecular function (GO): protein dimerization activity
Source: RefSeq, a predicted model, not a curated record
CUCCUGUACCAUCAGCAGCCAGAGCAACUGGCGACUGGGCUGGUCUCUGCCGUGCUGUGCCUCGGUGCUCCUGCCGCGGCGCCGCAGUUGCGCAGGAGUAGGGUGAAAUCCUUUUCCUUCCCCGUCCAAGUUGCCGAUUCCGAGGGGAGCUGACAGUGACGCGUCCCGGCCCAAAGAUCUCCGACAGCGAUGUCAACUCCUCCUCCUCUCCAUACAAAUGCCGGACGCCUCCUGCUACGGUAACUCUCUCUCUCUCUCUCUCUCUCUCUCUCAAACCGAUGCAGCCCACGGGUACUUGCGUUCUCUGAACCUGGUGGGAAGGAGAGAGCAAACCCGGAUUCAGUUUGCGGCGGCGCGGCGCACGCGCCUCUGGUCGGAGCAUCGCUGGUAUUGCCGCGCUGCGACACACAAGUUGCGGAGCUCUACAAGAAGAGGUACCUCGGCGCGCCCGGGUCCAAGAAGUGGAUACUCGCCAUGGACGGCGGCGAGAGGCCGGCGGCGACCCAGAAGAGACCCUUCCCCCCGGAGGGCGAGCUCGUGGAGCUGAUGUGGCAGGACGGCGCCGUCGUGGCGCACUCGCAGGCGCAGCGGGCCUUCGCCGGCGCCGGCAACACGGGCGCGAGCGGCGUCACCGGGGAGGCGCCGGCGGCGUGGCUCCCGGGCGCCGGCGGCGCGCUGGGCGGGGACGUGUACUCGCAGCUCUGGCAGAGCAUCGCGCAGGCCGACGGGCGCGUGGGCGCGGACGCCCGGGCCCGCCCGCCCGCCAGGAGCGGGAACAGCGCCGCCGGGUCGAGCCGGACGGCCGGAGAGGUCGGGUCCAGCUUCUGCGGCAGCAACCUCGUGGCGGCGGCGCUGCACCUGGACGACGACAUCGACGACGUCGCGGCGCCGCCGCCGCCGCCGCCGGACGAGCCGUGCGCGUGCGGGGGCGCGUCCAUGUCCAGCGGCUGGAACAGCAAUGGGCUGCUCAAGAGAAGCAGGGACGAGUUCGAUGGCCGCAGCGAGCAUUUGCAGGACGCCGACUUCGACACCGUCGACGAGACACCGCCGUCGAGGCGGCCGGCGUCCAAGCGCAGGACGCGCGCCGCCGAGGUCCACAACAUGUCGGAGAGGAGGAGAAGGGACCGGAUCAACGAAAAGAUGCGAGCUUUGCAAGAACUGGUGCCCCACUGCAACAAGACCGACAAAGCAUCGAUACUAGAUGAGGCAAUUGAGUACUUGAAGUCCCUCCAAAUGCAAGUUCAGAUCAUGUGGAUGAGUUCUGGGAUGGCGCCGAUGAUGCUCCCAGGUGCUCACCAACUCAUGCCUCCAAUGAGCAUGGGCUUGAAUUCAGCCUGUAUGCCACCGGCGGCGCAAUUCCUCAGUCAGAUUCAAAGAGUACCACCCUUCCUCAGCAACCCGUUGCCGAAUCAGAUUCCUCAGAUCUCACCUGCAGCUACCAGUGCACCCAAUGUAACAAACCAAGUUCAAAGCAACCGCAUGGCCCAGCCGAGAAAUCCAUUUCUUCAUCCUAAUGAUGCAUUGACAUCAACACCUCAGUUGCCUAGUUUAUUUGGCUAUGGACCACAGAUGGCACAAGAGAACGAGAUUCAAGAGUUACUGGCUUGCACUGCUGCUCCAGCUUUGGGUGCCGACCCACAGUCUUCCUCUGAUGGAACAGGAACGUAACACCACCACAGUCCAGUAAUAUGGGGUACAGUGAUCAACAGGCAAGCAGCUAGGGGGUAUGAACAGAAGAAGUCAGAACAAGUGGUCCUACAAGAUUGGAUACUAACAUGCAGUGUGCUGUAAGGCCAUGGGCAGAUCAUGCAACCUUGAGAUUCUUUUGGGAACCUCUGAGCAGCCAACAUGUUUGCGGCGGCACUGUGCCAACACGAUACGAUUCUUAUCUGAAGAAUAGUCUUGGAGACUUGAACAUCACCUUUCUGUUUCUGGAACGAUUUCGUCUACAGGAGACGAACUUGGCAAGGCCAUCAGGAGAUGUGCUCCUGCUGAUGCUUUGGACAUGGAGGUGACAUGCUGGAUUAGGAGCAUCUCAGAAGCACAAGGAUACAAGGAGUCGUGGUUUCCCUCCACUUUUUGCUGAUGUUACACCACUGUUACAUUAUCCCAGAUGAACUCUGCAUCUGGUGAGUUGAGUUCUUGUGGGUCUCUUCCAGCUUUACUUCAGCUACCGAUUCUUCAACUGGACGGCCUCAAGGAACAUGAUAAUGUUUGCACGGUAAGAAUUAUCCUUUGCUGUUAAGGCACAUGGCUGUAAUUAGUAAGAAGCUACUAGAUUUUUAUGCUCAGCCGUAUGAAAUCAAUAUAUGAAUCUGAGCAGAAUUUUCUGAAA